Molecule: messenger RNA, 456 nt
Organism: Photinus pyralis (common eastern firefly)
Lineage: Eukaryota; Metazoa; Arthropoda; Insecta; Coleoptera; Lampyridae
Product: postacrosomal sheath WW domain-binding protein-like
Exons: 2
Coding region: 60-410 (116 amino acids)
Source: RefSeq, a predicted model, not a curated record
GAAGAAAUUAGAUGAGGUUGUAGUUUUGUAGUCACAGAAGUACAAGGCACUCUUACAAUAUGUUCAAAUACAUCGCUUUAUUCGCCGUUCUCUUCGCCUUGGCUAUCGCCGAGCCUGAAGCAAAGGCGGAAGCCAAACCGCAGUAUGGAGUAGCGGCAUACAAUUAUGGAGCUUCACCCUACCACCGCGGAUCCUACCCUUACAGCUACGGGGCCUACCCUUACGGUCAUGGCGCUUAUGCCCACAGCUACGGCGCUUACCCUCAUAGCUACAACUACGGUGCCUAUCCCUACAGCCAUGGCGCUUAUCCGCACAGCUACAACUACGGCGCCUACCCCUACAGCCAUGGACACCACGCCUAUUCGUCUGCUUAUUCUCAUUACCCACAUGCCGGGUACGGUUAUUAUUAAAUUCACGAGCGAUUUUAAAUGUUAUGCGAAUUAAUAAAUAUAAAUA